This is a messenger RNA of Lepus europaeus (European hare), 3009 nucleotides long. It is a transcript of the gene PRPF6, whose product is annotated as pre-mRNA processing factor 6. The coding region runs from base 89 to 2914 and encodes 941 amino acids. Lineage: Eukaryota; Metazoa; Chordata; Mammalia; Lagomorpha; Leporidae. The transcript has 21 exons. Gene Ontology annotation, biological process: mRNA splicing, via spliceosome; spliceosomal tri-snRNP complex assembly. Gene Ontology annotation, cellular component: U4/U6 x U5 tri-snRNP complex; catalytic step 2 spliceosome. Gene Ontology annotation, molecular function: protein binding. The record is from RefSeq and is a predicted model, not a curated record.
CGACGGCUGCGACCCUUCGCGACGACGGCGCUGUGGCGGGCUCGGCUCGGAGUCUCGGGCUGCGGCUUCGCGUCUUCUGCUCGCCGCCAUGAACAAGAAGAAGAAGCCGUUCCUGGGCAUGCCCGCCCCGCUCGGCUACGUGCCGGGGCUGGGCCGGGGGGCUACCGGCUUCACCACCCGGUCGGACAUCGGACCUGCCCGGGAUGCCAACGACCCCGUGGACGAUCGCCAUGCACCCCCCGGCAAGAGGACCGUUGGGGACCAGAUGAAGAAGAAUCAGGCUGCCGACGAUGACGACGAGGACCUGAACGACACCAACUACGAUGAGUUCAACGGCUACGCCGGCAGCCUCUUCUCCAGCGGGCCCUACGAGAAGGACGAUGAGGAGGCGGACGCCAUCUACGCAGCGCUGGACAAGAGGAUGGACGAGAGGAGGAAGGAGAGAAGGGAACAGAGAGAAAAAGAAGAAAUUGAGAAGUACCGCAUGGAGCGCCCCAAAAUCCAGCAACAGUUCUCAGAUCUCAAAAGGAAGUUGGCAGAAGUCACAGAAGAAGAGUGGCUGAGCAUCCCUGAGGUUGGCGACGCCAGGAACAAGCGACAGCGGAGCCCGCGCUACGAGAAACUGACCCCUGUCCCCGACAGUUUCUUCGCCAAACAUUUACAGACUGGAGAGAGCCACACCUCAGUGGAUCCUCGACAAACUCAAUUUGGAGGUCUUAACACACCCUACCCAGGGGGGCUGAACACCCCAUACCCAGGGGGCAUGACACCGGGACUCAUGACACCUGGCACAGGAGAGCUGGACAUGAGGAAGAUUGGCCAGGCCCGGAACACCCUGAUGGACAUGAGGCUCAGCCAGGUAUCUGACUCAGUGAGUGGACAGACUGUAGUUGACCCCAAAGGGUACCUGACGGAUUUAAAUUCUAUGAUCCCAACCCACGGAGGGGACAUCAAUGAUAUCAAGAAGGCUCGACUGCUGCUCAAGUCUGUUCGGGAGACAAACCCUCACCACCCGCCAGCCUGGAUCGCAUCAGCCCGCCUGGAGGAAGUCACCGGGAAGCUGCAGGUGGCUCGAAACCUCAUCAUGAAGGGGACGGAGAUGUGCCCCAAGAGUGAAGACGUCUGGUUAGAGGCAGCCAGGCUGCAGCCCGGGGACACAGCCAAGGCCGUGGUGGCCCAAGCUGUGCGUCAUCUCCCACAGUCUGUCAGGAUCUACAUCAGAGCAGCAGAGCUGGAGACAGACAUCCGCGCGAAGAAGCGAGUCCUUCGGAAGGCCCUUGAGCACGUUCCCAACUCAGUCCGUCUGUGGAAGGCAGCUGUGGAGCUGGAGGAGCCGGAGGACGCCAGGAUCAUGCUCAGCCGGGCGGUGGAGUGCUGCCCCACCAGCGUGGAGCUCUGGCUUGCGCUGGCGAGGCUGGAGACCUACGAGAAUGCCCGCAAGGUGUUAAACAAAGCCCGUGAGAACAUUCCUACAGACCGCCACAUCUGGGUCACUGCCGCCAAGCUGGAGGAGGCCAACGGGAACACGCAGAUGGUGGAGAAGAUCAUCGACCGAGCCAUCACCUCACUGCGGGCCAAUGGCGUGGAGAUCAACCGCGAGCAGUGGAUCCAGGACGCCGAGGAGUGUGACCGAGCCGGCAGUGUGGCCACCUGCCAGGCAGUCAUGCGCGCCGUGAUUGGCAUUGGCAUUGAGGAGGAAGACCGGAAGCACACCUGGAUGGAAGACGCCGACAGUUGUGUGGCCCACAAUGCCCUGGAGUGUGCACGUGCCAUCUACGCCUACGCCCUGCAGGUGUUCCCCAGCAAGAAGAGCGUGUGGCUCCGAGCUGCCUACUUUGAGAAGAACCAUGGCACCAGGGAGUCUCUGGAAGCGCUGCUGCAGAGGGCCGUGGCCCACUGCCCCAAGGCAGAGGUGCUGUGGCUCAUGGGCGCCAAGUCCAAGUGGCUGGCGGGGGAUGUGCCCGCGGCAAGGAGCAUCUUGGCUCUGGCCUUCCAGGCCAACCCCAACAGCGAGGAGAUCUGGCUGGCGGCCGUGAAGCUGGAGUCGGAGAACAACGAGUAUGAGCGGGCCCGCAGGCUGCUGGCCAAGGCCCGGAGCAGCGCACCCACGGCCCGGGUGUUCAUGAAGUCCGUGAAGCUGGAGUGGGUGCUGGGGGACACCGCGGCCGCCCAGGAGCUGAGCGAGGAGGCCCUGCGGCACUACGAGGACUUCGCCAAGCUCUGGAUGAUGACCGGGCAGAUGCAGGAGCAGCAGGGGCUGACGGAGAAGGCUCGGGACGCCUACACCCAGGGGUUGAAGAAGUGUCCCCACUCCACACCACUGUGGCUUUUGCUCUCCCGGCUGGAGGAGAAGAUUGGGCAGCUGACCCGAGCGCGGGCCAUUCUGGAAAAGUCUCGUCUGAAGAAUCCCAAGAACCCUGGGCUGUGGUUGGAGUCGGUGCGGCUGGAGUACCGGGCGGGACUGAAGAACAUUGCCAACACGCUCAUGGCCAAAGCACUACAGGAGUGCCCCAACUCCGGUGUGCUGUGGUCUGAGGCCAUCUUCCUCGAGGCGAGGCCCCAGAGGAAGACCAAGAGUGUGGAUGCCCUGAAGAAGUGUGAGCACGACCCCCAUGUGCUCCUGGCCGUGGCCAAGCUGUUCUGGAGCGAGCGGAAGAUCACCAAGGCCAGGGAGUGGUUCCACCGCACCGUGAAGAUCGACUCGGACCUGGGCGACGCCUGGGCCUUCUUCUACAAGUUCGAGCUGCAGCACGGCACUGAGGAGCAGCAGGAGGAGGUGAAGAAGCGCUGUGAGAACGCGGAGCCCCGGCACGGGGAGCUGUGGUGUGCCGUGUCCAAGGACAUCGCCAACUGGCAGAGGAAGAUCGGGGAGAUCCUGGUGCUGGUGGCUGCCCGCAUCAAGAACACCUUCUGACCCUGCUGCUCCCACAGGCUCCCGGCGAGGCGGGGCGGCCUGGCUGUCCUCAUUAAAGGGGUUCCUGCGAGUUCUUCCCUGGGUUGUGCUGUCAC